ACACUCGGCCACACAGCCAGCCGAAUUGAAGAGAAAUAUUGUUGUAUUUACUUAGUCCCAUUGUACGCACACAAAACACGUAGUAGUCGCUCAUUUCGGGAUCGGCACAAUGCAGGGAACGGCAACGAUAUUGGUAGUUGCGUUGGCGCUACUUUUUGGCCCCGAUAAGACAGCCGGAAAAUCGGAUCCGGGCAUUGUGGAAAUCCUGGUGACCACGGACAUGCCCAGCAUCCGGGAGCAGCGUCCACUUUUGGCCGACACGAAAAUCUACGCUCAAAUCAAGGGCUGCAAGUCGCAAGUGGAAACCAAUCUGACCGUUACCUUCCGGCUGACGGAGCACCCCUGCAUCUUCGACGACCGCAUGCUCCAGGUGAUCGCCAAAGACAGUGCCCUGCAGAGCAACAACACCAAGUUCGAGGUCACCAAGACGUAUCCCUGCAAUGGGCUCAUUGUCCUGGCGAUGGACAAGGGAAAACCUGCCGGAGGAGGGGAAGCACCUGGAACGCCGGAACCCAAACAUCCCAUGUUGGAGAACAAACAUCCACUUUCGCCCACAACAAACCCGAUUGCAAGCGUUAAGAAGGAUGGCAUCUACGAGAUCGAAGUGCUCAUUGCAGUGCCGCCGACCGCGCAGUUCAGUGCGGUGGUGCACCUCCAGUUCCUGGGACCGCACGGUUAUAUCUCGGCUAUAGAUUGGCCAUUCCUGCCGUUCUAUUUAAUCAUGUGCAUUGUUUACGUGAUAUUUGGAAUUAUUUGGCUCUUUGUUUCUUUCGCGCAAUGGCGGGAUUUACUGAGAAUUCAGUUCUGGAUUGGUGGCGUCAUUCUGCUCGGAAUGCUCGAGAAGGCCUUCUUCUACGCCGAGUACCAAACGCUGACGAACAAGGGAGUAGCAGUGCAGCAUGCCGAGCUGGUCGCCGAGUUUGUGUCCUGCGCGAAGCGCACUCUGGCCAGGAUGCUGGUCAUCAUUAUGAGUCUGGGCUUUGGAAUUGUCAAACCCCGUUUGGGACCCAUGCUGCAUCGGGUUGUGGGCAUUGGAACCCUCUACUUUGUGCUGGCCUGCGUGGAAAGCUAUUUGCGUAUCACCAAUGUGAAGACCGACCGCAGUGAACUGCUGGUGGCCAGCAUUCCCCUGGCUGUUCUGGAUACGGGAAUAUGCUGGUGGAUCUUCACAUCUCUUGUGCAAACCACUCGCACACUCAGACUAAGGAGGAAUAUGGUUAAGCUAUCGCUGUAUAGGCACUUUACCAACACGCUGAUCUUUGCUGUUAUCGCUUCCGUCAUCUUCAUGCUCUUUGCGUUGCGUUUGCGUAGCACUGAGAACUGUACGCCUGGCUGGCGUGACAUCUGGGUGGACACUGGCUUUUGGCACAUUCUGUUUUCGGUGCUGCUGUUGGUGAUUAUGAUACUAUGGCGACCCACGAAUAACAACCAGCGGUAUGCAUUCACACCCCUGCUGGAUAAUCCAGAAGACGAAGACGACGAGGACGAAGAGGAUCAGUUUGUGGCUGAUGCCUAUGGCGUGAAAAUGCGCGGACAAAAUGGAACGCCGAGGACGUCAACCAACUCGCGAAACGCCACGACAACCGAGGAGGACGACCUGCGCUGGGUGGAGGAGAACAUACCCUCCUCAAUGGCGGACUCGGCUCUACCUAUCCUCGACUCAGAUGAGGAGAUCAUCAACACCAAGUUCGAGGUUUCGAAAAUGCAAUAAGCUGUGACUUUCGCUGGACCGAAGAGACUUUCUACGCAUAUUUUUGCACAUUCACACAUCCGUGUCACCCGCCAGCAGCAAAGCUCCCCAUGUGCUAUGUAUUUUUUAUUUAUAUUCGCCAUCGUAGAGGGGAACCUUUACUGCUGGACAAAAUUGCCGUGCUGCGCUGACACUGAUCUUCCAAUUUCGAGACACUUUGUCCGGUCACGCCUUCUGAACCCGUGUAAAAUAUUGUAUGUAAUUGUAGUUCCUUCUACGCGCACGUCCUCCCCUCUAAAUAAAUCUAACUUAUUCAUAAUACCUAGCCUAAGUUGUAGAUAACUACGCGACGAACCCCAAUCUUAAUUUAUAAACUUCGAUUUCGAUUCUACUGUUGAUCCCUUAAGUACACUUGCUAAUGUGUAUAAGCGAGUAAGUUGUUGUCGCCUCAUUGUAUAUAGUUGGUAAAACAAAACAAACUAAACUAUCUAUAUAAAUGUAUGAGUAUUAUGUAAUAACUAUGAUAAAAUGCGACUUUGCAAUGUCGGGAUAAACUUUAACUUGAACUUUUUGCUGAUAAUUGAAAAGAUUAAAGAGUAGAUGUCUAAGUAAGCACACGAUCACUUGCGUCACACACAC
This is a messenger RNA of Drosophila rhopaloa, 2329 nucleotides long. RefSeq names its product transmembrane protein 87A. NCBI's taxonomy places the organism in Eukaryota, Metazoa, Arthropoda, Insecta, Diptera, Drosophilidae. Gene Ontology annotation, biological process: retrograde transport, endosome to Golgi. Gene Ontology annotation, cellular component: Golgi apparatus; membrane. The coding region runs from base 110 to 1711 and encodes 533 amino acids. The record is from RefSeq and is a predicted model, not a curated record. The transcript is spliced from 10 exons.